UAUUAGUCUUUCUUUUCUAUUAUUAUCAUUAUCAUCGUUAUUGCUCUCCCUUUUGUCUUUCUUCUUGUAAAUGCUGCUGCUUUUACAAUUACAUUUUUAAUAUUCUCAUUUACACUAUCAUCAUUAACUUUAACGUAAUGAUUACACGAAAUGACUUUUUCGUUGGGCGGAGCUUUGUCAGCGAAGGCACUGAUCGCCUCCUCAACUCGGACGACUUUCAGGCAGAACGGCGAUGCACGUGGCAGCCAGGCAGGGGCACUGGGGGGCGCUGGAAGCUCUUGCGGCGAGCGGGGCCGACGUGGACCCCGUCGACGAUGCGGGCAACACGCCUCUCCACGACGCAGCUUCAAACGGACGGCUUCUGCGCGUGGGCGUCCUGACUGGCCUCGGGGCGUCCACCAACAAGAAGAAUAAAGGCGGGAAGACCCCUAAGGACCUGUUGGGGAAGCCUUCCGCUGAUGAACUCUUCUCCAUGGCGGAGAAAUGUGCUACAUCUGCGGCCGAGAAGAAGAGGGAGAUGCAGAUCAAACUCGAGGAGCAGCAGAAGGAGAUGACGAAGAAGUACGACUCGAAGGAGGCGGAGGCAGCCAACCUGCAGAAGGAAAACGGCGAGUUGAAGAAGGACCUUCAGGAAAAGGAAAAAGAAAUCAAAUUAAUGCAGGUGCGUAUAAAAGACACAGGGAGGGGUGAAGAGAAUGAAGAAGGAAAGGAGAGGAGAAGAAGAAAAGAGAAAGGUAACUGUGAUAUUAAGGAAGCCACAGACAACAUGGAAGAGGAAGCCGAGUACAAAAAUAGAAGACAUUCCUGUUUUCUUGCAGGAAAACCGAGGAGAGGAGAAGGAGAUCAGAAAAAGUAUGACUCGAAGGAGGCGGAGGCAGCCAACCUGCAGAAGGAAAUCGGAAAGAUCAAGAAGGAUCUUCAGGAAAAGGAGAAGGAAAACAAAUUAAAGCAG
This is a messenger RNA of Penaeus monodon (black tiger shrimp), 952 nucleotides long. RefSeq names its product golgin subfamily A member 6-like protein 2. Gene Ontology annotation, molecular function: protein binding. The record is from RefSeq and is a predicted model, not a curated record. Lineage: Eukaryota; Metazoa; Arthropoda; Malacostraca; Decapoda; Penaeidae.